GUCCUCAUCUGCUCGGACAGCAUCCAUGCCAGGAGCCGGGUGGCCUCCAUCGCACGCACCAUGGGCUUCACCCCAGUGGAUAUGGGGGCGCUGUGCGCGGCCCGUGAGAUAGAAGACGUCCCCCACCGCCUCCUGCCGCUCUGGACCAUUCCGGCGGCGCUCGCCCUCUGCCUCUUCCUCUUCUUCUAUCUGUAUAACUUUGUGCGGGUCGUUCUUCACCCGUAUCUGAUGGAGAAGAAGAACCGCUUCUACAAGAUGCCGGUGGAGGUGAUGAACGUCACCGUGCCCUGCGUGGCUUACGUCCUGCUGUCCUUGGUCUACAUGCCGGGGGUCCUGGCCGCCAUUUACCAGCUACGCAACGGCACCAAGUACAAGCGAUUCCCAAACUGGCUGGACCAAUGGAUGAUUCACCGCAAGCAGAUCGGUCUGGUUAGCUUCUUCUUCGCGGUCCUCCAUGCGCUCUACAGCUUGUGUCUUCCAAUGCGCCGCUCUGCCCGCUACCAGAUCCUCGAUGACGCCUUCAAACAGGUGAAGCAGAAUGUGACGAGUUCCUGGGUGGAGGAGGAGGUGUGGAGGAUGGAGCUCUAUCUCUCGCUGGGGAUUGUAGCUCUGGGAAUGCUCUCCCUCCUGGCCGUGUCCUCCUUACCCUCUGUGGGGAAUUCCCUGAACUGGAGAGAGUUCAACUUCAUCCAGUCGAAGUUGGGAUUGGCCGCUCUGGUGGUCGCCACCCUCCACACUCUGACCUUCGGCUGGAAACGAGCGUUCGAGGCAAACCGCUACAAGUUCUACCUUCCCCCGACCUUCACCCUCACCCUCAUCCUACCGCUCAUCGUCCUCCUCGCCCGCUCCGCCUUCCUCCUGCCCUGCUUCCGCACAAAGCUGGCGAGGAUCCGCCGGGGGUGGGAGAAGAACACCGGCGCCAGGUUCUCCCAUCUCAGCGACACGUCCACCGAAUCCUCCAGCAACGUCUAGACCAAUGGAGGACGAGCUUCAGAGGGGGAGCCAAAUUUUCCACAAUCUCCAUGCAGAAAGAACGGGGCCCCUACAGGCCGUAGGUAAAGCAGGGGUGUCCAGUAACCCAUAGCAACCAGUCCGCCACCCAUCGCUGUAGUAACCAAUAAUUACCAUACAGCCCACACCCAUUGGUGUAGUAACCCAUAGCAACAACAGAGUCCACCUCCAAUCACUAUAGUAAUCCAUAGCAACCAUAAGAUCCACCACCCAUCACCGUAGCAACCACAUGGUCCACCACCAAUCAUAGCAACCACAUGGUAACCCACCCAUCACCGUAGCAACCACAUGGUCAACCACCCAUCACCGUAGCAACAACAGAGUCCACCACCCAUCAUCGUAGUAACCAUAAGGUCCACCACCCAUCAUUGUAGUAAUCCGUAGCAACCACAUGGUCCAUUACCAAUCAUAGCAACCACAUGGUCCACCACCCAUCACCGUAGCAACCACAUGGUCCACCACCCAUCACCGUAGCAACCACAGGGUCCACCACCCAUCACCGUAGCAACCACAUGGUCCACCACCCAUCACCGUAGCAACCACAGGGUCCACCACCCAUCACCGUAGCAACCAC
Molecule: messenger RNA, 1585 nt
Organism: Rana temporaria (common frog)
Lineage: Eukaryota; Metazoa; Chordata; Amphibia; Anura; Ranidae
Product: metalloreductase STEAP3-like
Exons: 4
Biological process (GO): copper ion import
Cellular component (GO): endosome; plasma membrane
Molecular function (GO): cupric reductase (NADH) activity; ferric-chelate reductase (NADPH) activity
Source: RefSeq, a predicted model, not a curated record